GUUCCUGCUCUACGACAGUCGUUUCCUGUAAUCGUACAGUGUUGUGAAUCGGAGAAAGCCAUGUGUGUCAAUACAAAGAGCAUUAAAGAACACCCUUUUUGAAGGGCGUCAUUGCACAAAGAGAAGAAAGCCGUUUCAAAGGGCGAGGAAGCAAGUUCUGUUUUUCAGCAAACUCUGACAAGAUGGCAGAUCCCAUUAUGGACCUAUUUGAUGACACGCCACUGUUUAACCUGGAUCCUCUAUCAGAAGAAACCUUUCCCCAGAGUUCUUCAGACCCAGUUGAGGAGGCUCUAAAGUUGGCCUUGGGACAGGUGGACCCUGCAUUAAAUGCAACCACAGACUCCAGUAACCCUGUGUUUGGUGACAGUUCCCCAGCUCCUAUAAAAUCCACAACACCUAUAGACACCCCUGUCUCUGCUGUACCACUCCAUAUACAACAAAUUCCCCAGACAGCAUCUGUUGCUGCAGCUUCAUUUUCUGCUCAGGCAAUGCCACGGUCCUCUCUUCCCAUGGCUGGUACUAGUAGGGGUUCAACUGCUGUUCUUUUAAGUUCCCCUUUGGCUCUACCUGUGUCAGGUGCCCAGGCUACACUGCAACAGCUUUCUGCAGUUACUCAAAAGACAUCAAGGCAGACAGCUCCAAAAAUCAUGAUUCUGAAGGGCCCUCAUGGUCAGGCCCAGGUGCUACAAAGUAUUGCAGGAACUGCAGGCUCUCCUGGGAAACUUACCAUUGCAAGAGUUCUGACAGGGACUCCUGUGAAACCUGGAAUGUCCAUUGUCUCAGGCGGAGCAGUGUUAAAUGCUGUCCACGGACAGGUAAAGAUGGGCACAGGUGUCCAGAUGGUGCAGACACCCAAUGGACCCAUGAAGCAGGUGCUGCUGACCUCGUUGCCUCAGACACGGUCACAGGUGCCAAAGCUGCACUUACAGACUCAAACACAGCCAGGACAGGUUUCAGUACAAGCACAAGUCCAGGAGCAGGUGGCAUCUGGAAGUACAGUGGCUGCCCAACCACAAGGUGUAACUUUGUCAACAGUACAUCAACAGGGUGAUGCUAAGAGAAUUACACUUGUACUGCAGCAGCCUUCUCAGGGUGGUGUGAACCAAGCCGGAGCAGUUUCAGCUGGAGGCACUUCAACUCCGGGGUCUGGACAGCAGGUUCAGCAGCCCAGGCUUGUUUUGGGCACUCUUCCUGGGAAGUUAGUCCUUCAGGGUGGGCAACUGGCAGCACUCACCCAGGCUAGAGCAGGUCAAACAGGGGCGCAGUCAAAAGUACUUACUAUCCAGCUUCAAAUGCAGCAGCCUAAUCAACAGGGAGCCAAGUUUCAGCUAGUCUCCAGUACUCCCAGUGCUGAUACCAGUCCCCAGGUCAUCCAGAUUUCUCAAACCCAGGGAGGACAAAAACUGGCAGUACCUAUUAAACUUCUCUUGCAGCCACAGACGAGCUCAGCUUCCAGUCCUGGGAGUACCAUUUCUGUAUUGAAGGUCAUCAAUACCUCAGCUGGGUCUUCUGCCAACUCCACCACUACAGCUGCCUUGCUGGGUGUGCGUGUGGCCAAGGGUCAUGAACCUUUGCGGAAAGUGGAGACCUUGUGCAAACAAGAAAAAGCCAAUCGAAUUGUGGCUGAGGCUAUUGCUCGCGCUAAAGCCCGUGGUGAGAGGAACAUUCCACGGGUUCUAAACCAUGAUGAAUUGCCUGAUGGUCAAAUCGCUGACAUAGAAAGUGGUGCAACUCCAGUUGGAGUCAAGAAAGCUGUGUCCGGAAGCAAAAAGAGGAGCCUUCCUAUGGGUACAACAACCACUAAAUCUGUGGUUGAGGAAAAAAAGGUGAAGGUGAAGUGUGUUGGAGCUGUGGUGGCUGGAGGAGCAGGAGGGGGUGGCACAAAGAGUAAAGGCAAAACAAAGUCCAACACCAUCACUCUAGUCUCUGGAAAAAAAAGAAAGAGAAAUGCAUCUUCAGACCAUUCAGAUGAAGAGCUAAACCCUUCUACCACACCUAACACACAAGAUGAAGACCUGUCACAGAUGAGACGUUCUAAUCGUCAAGUGAAAAGAAAAAAAUACACAGAAGAUUUAGACAUUAAAAUCACAGAUGAUGAAGAUGAGCCAAGUGAAGAUGUGAAUAUAACCACCAUUGCAGCCAUGUCUGGAGGACACAAUCAGUCUACAGGGGUUCAGCUUCAAGAGAUGGAUGGGGAUGGCCUCUCUAGCAUGCAGUUUUUUGUGGAAAACCCAAGUGAAGAGGAUGCAGCCAUUGUGGAUAAAGUUUUGGCCAUUCGCCUUGCCAAAAAAGAGAUAUGUCCAGGCCAGUAUACCACUGUGGAGGAAUAUUUUGUGAAAUACAAAAACUACUCAUAUUUGCACUGUGAGUGGGCCAGUCUGGAACAGCUUGAGAAAGACAAGAGGAUCCACCAAAAGCUUAAAAGAUUCAAGGCAAAGCAGGCUCAAAUGAGACACAUCUUCCAGGAGGAUGAAGAGCCUUUCAAUCCAGACUAUGUGGAGGUGGACCGUAUACUGGAUGAAUCCAAAAGUGUGGACAAAGAAAAUGGAGAGCCAGUUGUGUAUUACCUAGUGAAAUGGUGCUCUCUACCUUAUGAGGAUGCCACCUGGGAACUAAAGGAAGAUGUAGAUGAAGGAAAGCUGGAAGAGUUUAAGAAGAUUCAGAGUCGCCAACCCAGACUUAAAAGAACUACUCGGCCACCUGCAACUGCCUGGAAAAAGCUGGAGCAGUCCCAUGAAUACCGUAGUGGAAACACACUAAGAGAGUAUCAGCUAGAGGGAGUCAACUGGCUUCUCUUCAACUGGUAUAACAGGCAGAACUGCAUUUUGGCAGACGAGAUGGGUCUGGGUAAGACAAUCCAGUCAAUAGCUCUACUGUCUGAAAUGUUUGCUGCUGGGGUCCAUGGACCCUUUCUGAUAAUUGCCCCCCUGUCUACGAUCACCAACUGGGAACGAGAAUUUUCCACGUGGACUGAAAUGAACGCUAUUGUCUAUCAUGGAAGUCUGGCCAGCAGGCAAAUGAUCCAGCAGUAUGAGAUGUACUGUAAAGAUGAUAAGGGGCACCUAAUUCCAGGAGCAUACAAAUUUGAUGCUUUGAUCACAACAUUUGAGAUGGUUCUGUCUGACUGCCCAGAGCUACGUGAAAUCUACUGGCGUUGUGUAGUCAUUGAUGAAGCUCAUCGGCUAAAGAACCGAAACUGCAAGUUGCUUGACAGCCUAAAGAUGCUAAAUUUGGAGCAUAAAGUAUUGCUUACAGGCACACCACUGCAAAACACAGUCGAGGAGUUGUUCAGUCUGUUACAUUUCUUAGAUCCUUCACAGUUUCCCUCAGAGACAGAGUUUCUUCGUGAAUUUGGUGAUCUCAAAACAGAGGAGCAGGUGCAGAAACUGCAAUCUAUUCUGAAACCUAUGAUGCUACGUAGAUUAAAGGAGGAUGUUGAGAAGAACCUGGCACCAAAGCAGGAGACCAUUAUUGAGGUGGAGUUGACUGAUGUGCAGAAGAAGUACUACCGUGCUAUUUUGGAACGCAACUUCAGCUUUUUGAGCAUGGGAGCCAAUCAAAACAGCAAUGUGCCCAAUCUCCUGAACACCAUGAUGGAGCUUCGCAAAUGCUGCAACCACCCUUAUCUGAUCACAGGUGCUGAAGAGAAGAUAUUGGCUGAACUAAGGGAGAUGUAUGAUUCCUCUGCACCAGACUUUCACCUUCAGGCCUUGGUGCGCUCCGCAGGAAAAUUGGUUCUACUUGAUAAGUUGCUUCCUCGCCUGAAGGCUGGUGGACACAAAGUGCUUAUCUUCUCUCAGAUGGUGCGCUGUCUCGACAUUCUAGAAGAUUACCUUAUACACAAAAGAUACCUCUAUGAGCGGAUUGAUGGUCGCGUAAGGGGAAACCUUCGACAAGCAGCAAUUGAUCGCUUCAGUAAAUCAGACUCUGACCGGUUUGUCUUCUUGUUGUGCACACGAGCGGGAGGAUUGGGUAUUAAUCUGACAGCAGCUGAUACUUGUGUCAUAUUUGACUCUGACUGGAACCCACAAAAUGACCUUCAGGCCCAAGCUCGUUGUCAUCGUAUCGGCCAGUCUAAGGCAGUCAAGGUCUACCGUCUUAUUACUAGAAACUCCUAUGAACGAGAGAUGUUGGACAAAGCUAGCCUGAAACUAGGCCUGGAUAGGGCUGUGCUACAAAGCAUGAGUUGCAAUAAGGACAGCAAUGUCAAUGGGGUUCAACAGUUCACCAAAAAGGAAAUUGAAGAUUUGCUCAGAAAAGGAGCCUAUGCUGCUAUUAUGGAUGAGAACGACGAGGGUAGCCGUUUCUGUGAAGAGGACAUUGACCAGAUCCUUCAGAGGAGAGCUACAACUAUCACUAUUGAGAGUGAGGGCAAAGGAUCUACCUUUUCUAAAGCCAGCUUUGUUGCCUCUGAAAAUAGGACUGACAUUGCUCUGGAUGACCCAGAAUUUUGGCAAAAGUGGGCUCAAAAAGCAGACAUAGACUUGGACACAAUGAACAGAAAGAAUACCCUUGUGAUUGAUACUCCAAGAGUGAGGAAACAGACACGACAGUACUCUUCACUGCAUGGGGAGAGUGGUGAACUUUCAGAACUAGACAGCGAUGAGGAGUUUUCAACAAAUAAUUCAAGGCAGGCUCGAGCCUCUCGCCGCUCUGAGCGGCAUUCUGGAGUAGGUUAUGGCCGAACUGAUUGUUUCAGAGUGGAGAAACAUCUGCUGAUUUAUGGUUGGGGCCGCUGGCGGGACAUCCUCUCUCAUGCUCGGUGUAAACGUCGUCUUGGCGAAAAGGACGUUGAGACAAUCUGUAGGGUCAUCCUGGUGUUUUGUCUACUACAUUAUCGUGGAGAUGAGAAUAUUAAAAGCUUUAUAUGGGAGCUUAUCACGCCUCCUGAAUUUGUUCAAGAACCACACACACUCCUUAAUCACUCUGGUCUGUCCAUUCCAGUGCCUCGAGGUAGAAAAGGAAAAAGGGUAAAGGCUCAGAGUUCUUUUGAUGUGCAAAAGGCUGAGUGGAUCCACAAGUACAAUCCAGAUACACUUCUGCUGGAUGACGGUUAUCGCAAGCACCUCAAACACCAAUGUAACAAGGUGUUGCUGAGAGUACGCAUGUUGUACUACCUGAAACAGGAAGUCAUUGGAGAACAUGUUGAUUCUAUACUUGGAGGUGUUGAUUUCAGGGAUAUUGAUAUUUGGUUGCCUGAGAUGGAACAACAAGAUGUUCCAUCAGGCUGGUGGGAUGCAGAGGCUGACCGUUGUUUGCUUAUUGGGGUAUUUAAACAUGGAUAUGAAAUGUACACUACCAUGCGGGCUGAUCCCUUUUUGUGUUUUUUGGAACGAUGUGGUUGUCCUGAUGACAAGGACAUAAAGGCUGAACAGCAUUCAGUAGAUCCUGAUCUGAGAGAGGGAGGCAACUAUGACAAGUAUUCAGAGGACCCAGAGUUUAAACCUGUAUUGAGAGACAGCAAAGAAGUUUAUGAGGAGAGUUCUGACCCUCAGAAUUUGGAUGAGCUCUUUAUACAGGACAACUCCACUCCUAUGCCAGAAGUAGUACAACCCUCAGGAUCUGUAGGGACCUGGUACUGGCCAACAAGCUCAUCACUCACAGCUCGUCUUAGGCGGCUAAUCACAGCAUACCAGCGCAGCUACAGACGAGAGCAGCUGAAGAUGGAAGCGGCAGAAAAAGGUGACAGGCGACGCCGUCGCUGUGAGCAGGCCACUAAACUCAAAGAGCUUGCACGACAAGAGCGACAACAGAGGUGGACUCGGCGAGAAGAGUGUGACUUUUAUCGAGUUGUGUCCACUUUUGGUGUAGAGCAAAUAAAGACUGAGGUUGGAGCCCAAAAGUGUGUGGAGGGCAAACUGGACUGGACACACUUUCGAAAGUUUGCAAGACUUGAUAAAAAAACAGAUGAGAGUCUUAAUCAAUACUUCCACUGCUUUGUGGCCAUGUGUCGAAGGGUCUGUCGCUUGCAGCCAGCCCAUGGAGAGGAAUCCCCAGACUUGUCCAAGUCUUUAGCUCCCAUCACAGAGGAGCGAGCCUCACGUACACUUUACCGACUCGGCUUGUUGUCUCGAUUGCGUGAACUUGUUCUUUCCCACCCUUCCUUGGAAGAGCGGCUUCUUCUUGCACCACCCAGUUCUGACCUGCCCAGCUGGUGGUGCACCCCACAACAUGAUCAUGAACUGCUCUUAGGUGCUGCUCGUUGGGGCGUAAGCCGCACAGAGCACUCCAUCUUUUUAGACCAACAAUUCUCCUUCCUCAAAGCUUUUCGUGACUAUCUCCAAAGCCAGCAAACUACUCUUGUUGAAGAGAUUUAUGGCCAUGGUCUAACACAAGAUCAAACAAAAGUCAAAGAUUUAAGGCAAAGUAGUAAAGAGAUUCAGCUUUUUGACUCAAUUUCAGAGUCAGACACUUCAGCCUUUUCAUAUUUUGAAGGCAAAAAUAGAAGGCCGGUAGGCUGGGACUGUAAGAAAAGCAAAGACAGAAGAUCCAGGGGAAAUGAAAAAGAACAAGAAGAAACAGGUGGAGGAGGGCCAUCAGAUUCAGACUCAGAUUCUGACUCUGAUUCCUCUAUCUCCUCUCACUUUUCUCACAGCUCAGAUGCCAGUGGGGACAGUGAUGCUGAGGAUGAGCAGGAUGACUUAAAGAUGUGCAAUGUGUAUGAAGAGAACAGCACCCACUCACUUACACCUUCCCAAGAUGGCACACCCCCAGACAUUAUAAGUGACCCACUAAGAGUCAACUGGCCUAAGGAUCGUGUGUUAAUAAACCGAAUUGACAAACUCUGUUCUCUGGUUCUGACUGGACACUGGCCUUCUGGACGUCGGUACACUUUAGAAUCUCAGUAUUCCCUGACUUGUGAUAAACAGGGGCCUGGUGAAAAUCUGGGCUACGCUCGUGUAUCUCGCAAAGGCAAUGACAUUCUACCUGGACAGGAUACAGAAUUUACUGUCAAGCUCUUGAAAGAGGAAGGACUGAAGUUAACAUUUUCUAAACAAUCUUUAAUUCCUAAUGGGUCAGCAGGAGAGGCAAGUGGACGUCAAGGGCACAAAGGAAAGGAGUCAACAGUUACAGAUGCUCCUCGUAAAAGGGACCUGCCCAGCUGGCUUAAGGAAAAUCCAGACUAUGAGGUGGAGGGUGAUAUGCUAGAACUACUGGUGAACAGGACCAAAAGGAAAAGGAGAAAAAAGAAGACAGGAAGGGAAGGAGGACUAACAGGCAGUCAGAAGGUUAAGGUCAUAGACAUGCGAACUGGCAAAAAGUGUGAUGGAGAACGUGCACCUGCACUGCAAGAUCUGAAAAAUUAUCUUACAGAAAAUCCUCACCAUGCUGUUGCUCCCGAAUGGGCAGAUACUGUUCGUAACUCGGGCCUUCUGCCAGAACAUUUCUUUCACAGACUUUUGACUCUGCAUUCCUCGGACCGCAAAACCAGCCAUCAUACAACUUUAACCCAAUCUGACCCUCUUCUGGGAGGAGAUGAGCGUGAGAUGUUGAUUUCAGAUGGGCCUUUCAUAAUGGACCAUGAAGAUCUAAAUAGCGAUGACCUUACUUGUCGCCACUUCCUGACAUCUGCAUAUGACACAAAGAGAGAGGAUGGCUCCAGUGACGUGGACAAAGGAGAUGGUUUGUCACAGAUUGUGUAUGAUGGCUCUAGUAGAGAGGCUUUUUUAGAUGAUAUCAUUAUGGCACCUAAAAAUUCAGAUUCUUCUUCAAACUUACAAUAUUGACCAUGUCCAACAAUGUUUCCAUGUAGUCUUCUGAGAUCAUGAGGUUUAUUUGUUGUUGCUGCUUUUGAUAUUUUUAUUAUUGUUUAUGAAGUUGUACUAGGUAGUGUUGACUAUAUAAUUUAAUGUUUUUCAAACAUCAGUCCCAACAAUUUACUAUGUUGCCUAUGUCAAACUGUCUUUCAGCAUUCCCUUAAUGUUGUAUUUUUACGAAUCUGGGGUGUCUGUAAUGUUAUGCUGAAUGGGUUAUAUUUAUAUUCUGAACUGAGCCAUUGUAGUAUUUCAAUAUUUUUAACUGGAUCCAGGUCACUAAGGUCUUUGCCUUUCAGUAAAUUCUGAGACUGGUGUAUUGUACAAUGUAAAGAUGGCAAUAUAAUACAGAAAUUUAGUUCAUUCAUGUUUGAUGAAUUGACUUUGUCUCUCUUAUGUAAACAUGAAUAACAAUCUACAAGAAAAUCA
Molecule: messenger RNA, 8183 nt
Organism: Trichomycterus rosablanca
Lineage: Eukaryota; Metazoa; Chordata; Actinopteri; Siluriformes; Trichomycteridae
Gene: chd8
Product: chromodomain helicase DNA binding protein 8
Exons: 40
Coding region: 183-7727 (2514 amino acids)
Molecular function (GO): ATP-dependent chromatin remodeler activity; protein binding; ATP binding
Source: RefSeq, a predicted model, not a curated record